Messenger RNA from Melampsora larici-populina 98AG31, 2825 nucleotides. RefSeq lists its product as uncharacterized. Gene Ontology annotation, biological process: protein folding. Lineage: Eukaryota; Fungi; Basidiomycota; Pucciniomycetes; Pucciniales; Melampsoraceae. The coding region runs from base 110 to 2449 and encodes 779 amino acids. The transcript is spliced from 5 exons. Gene Ontology annotation, cellular component: cytosol; nucleus. Gene Ontology annotation, molecular function: ATP-dependent protein folding chaperone; ATP binding. The record is from RefSeq and is a predicted model, not a curated record.
GCUCAACCAGUCAACAGCUUGGUCAACUUCUUCUUCACGUCUCACCACUCACCAUCAUAUCAUCAUCAGCAAUCUAAUCUAAACUUAUCUUCAUCUUCAUAGCAUCAAAAUGACAUCAGUAGUUGGUAUCGAUCUAGGAAACGAAAAAUCUAAAGUCGGUUUAGCAAGAAAUCGUGGAAUUGAUAUCAUUUGUAAUGAAGUUAGUAAUCGAACCACUCCAUCUCUAGUAGCGUUUGGUGCAAGGAAUCGAUCCAUUGGUGAAUCGGCUAAAACUCAAGAAACUUCCAAUUUUAAAAAUACCAUUGGUUCUUUAAAACGUUUGAUCGGUAGAACUUCUCAAGAUCCCGAUGUUACUCAAAUCGAAUCCAAGUUUUUAAAUUCAACUUUGAUCGAUUUGAAUGGUACUUUGGGUGUCAAGGUUGAUUAUUUGGGCCAAGACGAAACUUUCACCAUCACUCAACUUUAUGCUGCUUAUCUUGGCAAACUAAGAGAUAUUGCUCAAGCUGAAUUGAAAAACACAGUCAAUGAUGUGGUGAUCGCAGUUCCAGGAUGGUACACUGAUAUCCAACGAAGAGCAGUCCUAGAUGCCGCUGAAAUCGCAAACUUACAUCCACUUCGACUCAUCAAUGAACUUACUGCCACUGCUCUUGGUUACGGAAUCACGAAGACCGAUCUACCUCCUCUUGAAGAAACGCCUCGUUAUGUUGCUUUUGUUGAUAUUGGUCACUCUCAAUAUCAAGUUGCUAUUGUAGCUUUCAACAAAGCUACUCUCACUGUUAAAGGUUUUGCUUACGAUCAUCAUUUCGGUGGUCGAAACUUGGAUUACGCUCUCCUUCAACAUUUUGCUACUGAGUUUAAAGAAAAAUACAAGAUUGAUGUAUUGAGUAACAAGAAGGCCGUCUUCAGAUUGGCUGCAGCCGUUGAGAAGUUGAAAUGUGUGUUAUCUGCAAAUGCUCAAGCUCCAUUGAAUGUAGAAUCGAUCAUGAAUGAUAUCGAUGCAAGUUCAUCCAUGACACGUGAAACUUUGGAAGAAUUGAUUGCACCUUUAUUAGAGAAAACUACUCAACCACUCGAAAGGGCUCUUGCUCAAGCUGGAAUUCCAAAAGAUGCGAUCGAGACCGUCGAAUUGGUUGGAGGAUCGACUCGAGUACCUGCUUUGAAAUCUCGAAUUCAAGAGUUCUUUGGUAAACCACUCAGCUUCACUUGUAAUCAAGAUGAAGCAGUUGCACGUGGUGCUACAUUAGCUUGUGCUGGUCUUUCACCUAUCUUCAAGGUUCGAGAAUUCUCUGUUAACGAUAUUGCUAAUUACUCGAUUCGGACCGAAUGGCAACCUACACCAGAUGAUCAACAAACUUCGCUUGAUACCUUUACACCCGAAUCUCUAGUCCCAUCUGGUAAACUACUCAGCUUCCACCGAUCAGAGCCAUUUGAAUUAGUGGUAUCUUACUCUGAACCAAGUCAAUUGCCCGGUGGUAUCAAUCCUAUCAUUGGUCGUUAUGUGAUCAACCAAGUCUCUCCUAGUGCGAAAGGUGGUCCAACUUUGGUGAAAGUCAAAGCUAAACUUAAUGCUAGUGGUCUGACUGUCUUUGAAGGAGCUACUGCUCAUGAAGAAGUCGCAGGAGAAGAAGAAAAGGAAGAAGAGGGUGGCAAGAAGAAGAUGACGAAGAAAGAAUUGACCUCUACUUUCUUGACUUCUUCUCUCAGUAAAGAAAUCUUGGACAGCUUCUUGGCAAAGGAAGGUGAAAUGUAUGCUGGUGAUAAGUUAGUGGCUGAGACUGAAGAUCGUAAGAACGCUUUAGAAGAAUAUGUUUAUGAUACCCGUGAGAAACUCGAUGGAGCUUGGGCUUCGUAUGUUUCUUCAGAAGUUAAAGAGAAACUCAAGGUAGCUUUACAAUCAGCUGAAGAUUGGUUAUACACAGAAGAAGGAGAAGAUGCAAGUAAAUCACAAUACGUGACUCGUCUAGCCGAAUUAACCGAUAUUGGAGAUCCCAUCAAGUUUCGUCAAAGAGAAGCAGAAGAUCGACCUAGAGCCGAAAGAGCACUUAGAGAAUCGAUUGGAGAUUAUAUGCAACGAAUCCAAUCGGGUGAUGCUAAAUAUUCACAUUUGACUGAAAGUGAUCUUCAAACUGUUGUAGAGAAAUGUGCAAGUGCUGAGAAAUGGAUUGGUGAUAGUAUUGCUAAACAAGCUGAGAAGUCUAAGGAUGAGAUUCCAGCUGUGACUUCGAAUGAUAUUUGGAAACGAAAGGAAAGUUUAGUGUAUGAUUGCAUGUCUAUUUUUAAUAAACCGGCACCUAAAGCUUCAGUACCUACACCUCAAACCCAUGAAAAGUCUGAAGAAAGCACUGAACCGGUCACAGAAGAAGGUAAAGUAGUAGAAGAAGUAGAUGGAACUAAUGUAACAGAAGGAUCAGGUGAAGCUAAUGGAACUGGAUCAAUGGAUGUGGAUUAAAAUUGAAAACCCUCUUUGUUUUGUUUCACUAUUUUUUUUUCUUUUUUUCAAUGAUUGUCUGUUUUUUUUUCUAUUAUUUUAGUAAGGAGGGAUUUUUCACCAUCAAAAAAGAAGAAGAGAAGAAUAUGAAGAAUGAAUGAAUGAAGAAAAGAAAAGAUUAAAAUGAAUUUUUGGAAACUUUUGUUUUUAAGUAUAUAUAUAUAUAUCAUAGAGAUUUUAUAUGAAUCAAACACAAUAUAUAUCUAUAUAUAUCCCAAGAAAAAAAACUAUCUUUACUUCUUUUUUCCACAAGAAAAAGGUUCUCUUUUUUGGUUUCUUUGGCGGAAAUAUAUUGAAGCAUGAUACCAUUUUUAUAUAAUUGAUUUUUUUCCCCUUC